Molecule: messenger RNA, 697 nt
Organism: Paramecium sonneborni
Lineage: Eukaryota; Ciliophora; Oligohymenophorea; Peniculida; Parameciidae
Source: the annotation of a GenBank genome assembly
AUGGCCAUUAGUAUUGAUUCACCAAAAGAGUUUUAAUUUAAACAUGCCAAUGUUGAAGAUAUUCUCUUUUAAAAACAAACUAAUGUUGCCAAUCUAUAAGGUAUACUUUCUUCAAAUAAACUCAUAAGAGUUGGAAUAUAAAAGGAUUAAAUGGUAUGGUAAAGCUUUGAAUCUUUAACAUGAUAUUUAACUUACUUUAAGACCUAAUCUAAGUUUAAUAUAAGAUAAAAAAGUUAAUGAAUCUAUUCAAGAAUCUGAAGAUAGAGUCAUUAGAUAAAAAUCAACUAAAUGUAGAUUCAAUGAUAAAAUCUCGAAUAGAUCCUUUGAAUUUAAUCUAAAUGGUAGAUAUUUAGAUUAAAAAUGUGCUUUCCAAGAUAAUUAUACAAACUAUUCUAAAUAAUCAUUUAAAAUUAAAACAGGCAUGUUUGAAUAAUUCAAAAAUGCUUAACUUCUAUAAAAAAGAGGCAAUUAAUAUGAUAAUUUACUUUAAAAACCUAAUUAUAAUCAUUGUAGUAAACAAAAAAGUCUUCACACAUCUAAACAUAAUCCAAAUAUACUUAAUUAAACAGAUAACUCUCUUAUACUUAUUGAUACUCCUAUUAAAUAUUAGAAUGAAUUGAAUUUUAAAAUUGCUCGUAAUUAAAUUCUUUAAUCAAUUGAAUCUCAAAAAAGAAAAAGGGCCAUUUCAGAAUAUUGA